Molecule: messenger RNA, 1459 nt
Organism: Papilio polytes (common Mormon)
Lineage: Eukaryota; Metazoa; Arthropoda; Insecta; Lepidoptera; Papilionidae
Product: multiple inositol polyphosphate phosphatase 1-like
Exons: 5
Coding region: 82-1389 (435 amino acids)
Molecular function (GO): acid phosphatase activity; inositol phosphate phosphatase activity
Source: RefSeq, a predicted model, not a curated record
GCAUUUAGUUACCUCCCAACCUCGAUGGAGACUAGGUCUCACUACAUUUAGAUAAUACAAAGUGAAAUUAAUUAUAAUAAAAUGUUAAAUAAUAUAAUUUCAAUAUUAACGAUCUCGUUAUUUACAAGUAGUUUUGCUUCAUUUUGUCAUUGGAACAGCGGAUGCCCUUAUAAAUAUUUUGCAUCUAAAACAUCAUAUAAUGCUAUUCGAGGUGAUAUUAGAGAUUCGUUAGUGGUAUUAAAAGGCUGCGAACCGGUGAGCAUCUGGGGUUUAUUGCGUCAUGGAAAAAGAUAUCCAUCAAGUCGGUUUGGCAAAAGUAUGAAUGAAGCGUUAGCAAUACGCGAAGAUAUACUGUCUAGUUACAGAGAGGGACGCAGUUCUCUUUGUGCUCAGGAUAUAGAAGAUUUAGAUGCAUGGGUGACGGAUAAGAAAAUGUUCGACUCUGCCACGGAACUUACCCCAGAAGGUUACGAAGAAAUGUAUGGGAUUGGAAAACGGAUUAGGCACACUUUUGCAAAUUUACUGGAUAAAUUGGAUAAACAUACGUUCCGUCCAGCGUAUGGUAAAUGGAUAGAAGAUAGUGCGAAGGCUUUUAUAAAAGCAUUUAACAAUAAUAAAAUACACCCCGAGAAAUCGUUAUCGGAAUCUGAUGUUAUGGCCCCUUAUUUAACUUGUGGGAAAUAUCAAAAGGAUGUGCAGAAAAAUCCUAACAUAUACGAGGAAUCAGAAAAGUAUAAAAAGAACCCUGAAUAUCUGGCUACUAAAGAUAGAAUACAACGAAGAACUGGAAUCGCUUACGAGCUGACAGACACAAAUGUGACUGCAUUAUACGAUUUAUGUCGUCACACAUGGUCCGGUGUCGAGAGCAAACUGAGCCCUUGGUGUGCACUCUUCACUAAAGACGACUUGCAAGUCUUAGAAUACAUACAAGACUUGAGAUCUUACUACAGAAAUGGUUACGGCACCCCGCAAAGUGAAACAUUCGGUCAGAUACCUCUAGCUGAUUUAUUAAGAACCUUCCAGAAGGUAAAAGAAGGUGAUGGAAAGAAAAUGACAGCGUAUUUCACACACGCGACAAUGUUAGAUAUGGUGUACACAUCGCUCGGUUUGUUUAAAGACAACAAGCCCUUGAGUAGUGCAAACAGGGAUCGUGAUCGAAAAUGGCGGAGCAGUGCUAAUUCGGCGUUCUCAGUAAAUCUUGUAGCUGUAUUAAACAGAUGUACAAAGAAAGAUGAAAUUGACUACAACGUCGUUUUCUAUUUGAACGAAGAACCCAUUCGAGCUAUUUGCGCCGACGGUACAUGUACGUGGAAGGAGUUUGAAGAAAAACUUACACCAUUUUUAAAUACAAAAAUUGACUUCUGUGAAUUCAAAUCAGAACCUUAUUAAUUUAGUUUAAAGGUGAUAAUAGAUUGAUUUUAAUUUUUAGCUUUUGUGUAAUAAAAUAAAUCAAUGCAAA